Molecule: messenger RNA, 1179 nt
Organism: Phaeodactylum tricornutum CCAP 1055/1
Lineage: Eukaryota; Bacillariophyta; Bacillariophyceae; Surirellales; Neidiaceae
Gene: CysK
Product: eukaryotic cysteine synthase
Exons: 2
Coding region: 109-1179 (356 amino acids)
Cellular component (GO): cytoplasm
Molecular function (GO): cysteine synthase activity
Source: RefSeq, a predicted model, not a curated record
UUAUCAAAAUCAAGUCCCUGGAUUGGAGUAGCCGCCUUGACUGUGGGAUCGGCAACCCUUGGAUGGUGCUGGAUUGUUCGCCUUAGGCGAACGCAACAACGUUCGCAGAUGAACGACAUCGCAAUUGUAUCUGCCUACGAAGCUUUAAUUGGGAACACGCCGUUAGUGAAGCUCUCCACGUUAUCAAGGCUAGUGGGACGAUCAGUGUACGUCAAAAUGGAGAGUUUGAAUCCGGGUGGCACUGGAAAAGACCGGGCUGCCUUGGCUAUGAGACGAUCCAAAACGGGUGGAUUGGUGGUGGAAGGAACCUCCGGAUCUACCGGAAUUGCCUUGGCUAGCUUAUGCCAGCGCCGAGGCCACGCCUGUGUCGUGGUCCUACCAGACGACCAAGCGUCUGAAAAGCAAAGGAUUCUGGAAGCUCUUGGUGCGGAAACGUACGUUGUGUCCAACGCAGCCAUUGCCAAUCCCAAUCACUACGUAAAUGUCGCAAGACGGCUGGCUGUCCGCGCCAACGAGUUGGGCACGGUUCGCGCAGUCUUUAUCGAUCAGUUUGAGAACGUGUCCAAUUUUGAUACGCAUUAUGAACAAACUGGACCCGAAUUGUGGAGGCAAUGCAAAAAUUUGGACGCGUUCGUCAUGUCGUCCGGUACGGGAGGGACGAUUGCCGGAAUCGGUCGAUUUUUAAAGGAAAAACACGUUUCAGUCAAAGUUGUCUUGGUCGAUCCACCGGGUAGCGCAUUGUACCACAAGAUCCAACAUGGUGUGGCCUUCGCAAACCAGCAACGUGAGCGUGAAUUGAAGCGCCAUAGGUACGAUACACUCGCUGAAGGAAUCGGUCUUGACCGAGUGACAAACAACCUGGCCUUGGGAGUUGACUUCAUCGAUUCGGCCAUCCGCGUCAUGGAUCAAGAGGCAGUUGAUAUGGCUCACUGGCUACUUGCAAACGAAGGGCUGUGGGUCGGGUCAAGCUCGGCUAUGAACGUGGUAGGAGCCGUACGGGUAGCGUUGCAGCUACCAUCAAAGUCAACUAUCGUCACGAUCAUUUGCGACGCUGGUCAACGGCACGUGACGCGUUUUUGGAAUCGAGACUUUAUCCUUUCUAGGGGUCUGGAAUGGCCUGGUGAUUGCGAACGUAUACCGGGAUGCAUUCAAAACAUAGAAGGUUCAGCAGCUCUCUAG